Messenger RNA from Cannabis sativa, 1743 nucleotides. RefSeq lists its product as uncharacterized. Gene Ontology annotation, molecular function: protein dimerization activity. Lineage: Eukaryota; Viridiplantae; Streptophyta; Magnoliopsida; Rosales; Cannabaceae. Bases 1 to 1743 code for a protein of 580 amino acids. The transcript has 5 exons. The record is from RefSeq and is a predicted model, not a curated record.
AUGUCUUAUGAAGAACAACCAGUUCAGAUCCUUGACAGAAAGGAUAAGGUUCUUCAGAACAAGACCAUAGCUCUGGUCAAAGUGCUCUGGAGAAACAGCAAGGUGGAGGAAGCCACCUGGGAAUUAGAAUCAGACUUGAGAGCCCAAUAUCCGGAGUUAUUCAGACGAAAUGCCACAUAUACAUCACCAACAACGCAAAAACAAAUUUUGCAUGUGUUGGGAAAUAUAGUGACAAACGCAAUUCGUGAAGAAAUUGGUGAUGUAAAAUUUUCUGUAAUAGUUGAUGAAGCACGAGAUGAAUCUAAGAAAGAGCAAAUGUCAAUUGUUUUAAGAUUUGUUGAUAAAGAUGGUUAUGUGCAAGAACGUUUUUUUGGGCUUAUUCAUGUCAAAGACACUGCUGCUUUAACAUUAAAAGAAUGUAUUUUCUCUAUACUGUCUAAUUAUAGUCUUGAUGUUCAAUCUAUUCGUGGGCAACGUUAUGAUUGCGCAAGUAAUAUGCGUGGACAAUGGAAUAGUUUGCAAGCUUUAAUUUCAAGUGAAUGUCCUUAUGCUUAUUGUGUUCAUUGUUUUGCACAUCGUUUGCAAUUGGCAUUAGUUCCUGCAUCUAGAGAAGUUAUCCCUGUGCAUCAAUUUUUUACAAAGUUAAACUCCAUUGUUAAUAUUGUUGGUGCUUCAUGUAAGCACAAUGACAAACUAAAAGCUGCUCAAGCUACAAAUAUUGCUCAUUUACUUCAGAUUGAUGAACUAGAAAGUGGGAAAGGACUCAAUCAAAUUGGUUCUUUCCAAAGGGCAGGUGAUACUCGUUGGAGUUCUCAUUUGAAAUCUAUUUCUAGUUUGAUAAAGAUGUUUAGCGCAACAUGUGAGGUUUUAUUAAAUAUUAUUGAAGAUGGGACAAUUUUUUCUCAACGAGGAGAUGCAGAUGCAGCUUAUGAGUCAUUAACAUCUUUAGAAUUUAAAUUGAGAGAAGAUGGAUGGGAUGAAUUAGUUUAUGAGGUGAAAUAUUUUUGUCAACCUGUUAAUAUACCUGUCCCAGAUUUUAAUGCUCACUAUACUACAAAAAGACGAAGAAGUGGUGGUCAACAAGAUGCAAUUACAGUGGAGCAUUAUUACAUAGUUGAUCUUUUUAAUUCAGUGAUAGACUUUCAACUACAAGAAUUAAACAACAAAUUCAAUGAUAAUACAGUGGAGUUACUCAUUCUUAGUUCAACUUUAGAUCCGAGAGAGAUGCACACAUCAUUCAGAAUUGAUGAUAUUUGUAAGUUGGUACAAAUAUUUUACCUAAGAGAUUUUACAGAAUACGAGAUGGUACAACUAAGGACGCAAUUUGAACAUUUUGCUCAUGUACGAGAACUUCAUGAUUUUAGUGUUUUGGCAACUAUUUUUGAUUUAUGUCAGUGGUUGGUAAAAACUAGAAAAGCAGAGAUUUUUCUAAUUGUUUAUAAAGUGAUAACUCUUAUUCUUACACUUUCGGUUUCUACAGCUACCACAGAACUAUCAUUUUCAGCUAUGAAUAUAGUGAAGUUUACACUUCGCAACAAGAUGGAAGAUGAAUUUUUAAGUGAUUAUUUGCUUGUGUAUAUUGAAGGAGAAAUUGCCAAAAAAUUUAGUAUAGAUUCACUUAUCGAUGAUUUUCGUGAUAUCCAAGAAAGACAUUCUCAUCUACUUGGGAUUGGUACUGUUACUACUGAUUAUGGACUUGGAAUUUAUCGUGUAUAUGUUGUAAGGAGAAAUACAAUGAGUUAA